AUGGGUUGGCUUGAGUUCUAUAUUGGUUUCUCAAACAGUUUCAUUUGUUCUGCCUUUCUGGACAGACUUCUAUAUAUCUCCUACCAGUUGGUUAACCUAUUGUUCGCUUCUCCAACUAUGAGCAAAAACAGCUUCAGUGUUGUCCAUCAGGUUAACGAAGAAGCACCGGAAGAGAGGUGCAACGUCACUAACUUGCCGAAAGCACAAGAUCCUUAUCAAACCAGUCCUUUACGGCGCCAGAUAGGACUCACAUCAGCCGUGUUUCUCAUUUUCAAUUGCAUGAUCGGUACCGGAAUCUUUGUUACACCCAGUAAAAUCUUAGUGCUGUCCGGCAGUGUAGGGUUGAGUUUGUUCCUAUGGGUUGUCGGAGCGGUCAUCACUGCUGCGGGCAUGGCGGUAUACAUGGAAUUUGGAACUGGCAUUCCUCGAAACGGCGGGGAGAAGAACUACUUGGAAUAUGUAUACCGCAAGCCACAGUUCCUCACAUCGUGCUUGUAUUCAACCUACGUGGUUUUGCUAGGUGAGGGAGUCAGAUUUGCCGGUUCUAGACAUGGCUGCUCGGCAGCAAACUCGGUGGUCUUUGGGGAGUACGUCUUGAAUGCAGCGCAGGUGGAGGUAACCCGCUGGAACCAGCGAAUUAUCGGACUUGUUUGCAUUACAUGUGCGCUUCUAAUCCACGGCCUGGCGCUGAAGUGGGGAUUGUGGUUGCAGAACAUUCUGGGUCUGAUCAAAUUCCUUAUCAUCUGCUUAAUUGUUGUUUCCGGCUCGGCCGCACUUGCGGGCGCACUCAAAGUCGACAGGCCUAACAACUUUAAGAACGCAUUUGAAGGAACCACGUCGAGUGCGUAUGGGGUGGUCACCGCUCUGUACAAUAUCGUAUACAGCUUCUUCGGGUACAAGAGUGCCAAUGCUGCAUUGAGCGAGACGAACAAUCCCGUUGCGUAUUUCGCCGCAGUCCCAAAGGAAGAAAUAGUUUCCUCCGGCCGUGUGGUAGCGGCAUCAUUUUUUCGGAAUGUCUUUGGCCCUCAUGCUGAAAGAGCACUCUCCGUUUUCAUCGCGCUUUCAGCGUUUGGCAAUGUCCUGAGUAUCAUGUUCUCACAAAGCCGCGUGAUCCAAGAACUUGGCCGGGAGGGAAUCGUUCCGUUCUCUGCAUUCUUGGCGAGCAAUAAACCUUUCAACGCGCCUCUGGCGGCUCUAUUCGAACACUGGGUGAUAUCUGUCAUUAUCAUGCUGGUACCCCCCCCGGGCAAUGCAUUUAACUUGAUCCUUCAUGUAGUCUCCUAUCCCCUCAUCAUAAUCAACGCCUUCGUUGCCCUCGCCCUCAUCCACAUCUACUUCAACCGCACCAAAUACAACUGGAACCCACCUUACUCCGCGUCGCUGCCGGUAGUAAUCUUCUUCCUCAUCAGCAACAUAUAUCUCGCCAUUUGCCCCUUCGUGCCCCCACCGACAAAUGAGAAAGCCUACGGAGGACUCCCUUACUACUUCCACUGUGUCUUGGCCAUUGGGGUUGCGUUCAUCGGUGGCAUCUACUGGCUCAUCUGGGCGAAAUUGAUGCCGUGGCUGGGCAAGUAUCAACUGGAGUAG
This is a messenger RNA of Histoplasma mississippiense, 1587 nucleotides long. RefSeq lists its product as hypothetical. Gene Ontology annotation, molecular function: L-amino acid transmembrane transporter activity. The record is from RefSeq and is a predicted model, not a curated record. Bases 1 to 1587 code for a protein of 528 amino acids. NCBI's taxonomy places the organism in Eukaryota, Fungi, Ascomycota, Eurotiomycetes, Onygenales, Ajellomycetaceae. The transcript is spliced from 7 exons. Gene Ontology annotation, biological process: amino acid transmembrane transport. Gene Ontology annotation, cellular component: membrane.